CUACAUCGAUCUUCAUUGGCAAAGUCUGCUCCGAAGCAUCUCGUUGCCGUCGCCAGUUCCCCUGGUCAAUGCAGCGCGGAGCCUCGUAUUGCAUCCAAUGAAGUCGCCGGUAUCAUACGUCUGCCAAUGGAACAGGUCUUGAUGCCUUACACGACGUCCGAUGGCUUGGACCAACAAGCCCAGCACUGCGCCCACUGUCACACGAAUAUUACUCCCAGCUGCUGUUGGUUCACCACAAAUGCUCUGCUUGCACCUCGCACCCAGCGUUGGACCAGAGUAUAAGAAUAGACGGAGAACAAUGGGAGCAGGCUCGCUUUCGAGGCGUCGCUCUUAUGAUAUCUCCUAGCACAUUGCCUAGUGUCGAGUCCGAGCGAGCCCAGUUCUAUCCUCAGUGGUGAAAUCAUCGAAGUCCGCGCUCAAUCAACACCCUCAAGAUGACCGAGAAGCCCACCCCUGUUCCCACAUACGAGAACAUGCAAGAGCUCAACCAACCGAGCGUCAACCAGCCCCCUCCGGCAUAUGCGCAGCCUCCGAUGGAAACAAUUACUCCUCCACCCCAGCCCCGCGAGCCCUCGUCGCAGAACUUCUACGCGGGAACACAGACACACAACACGAGCGGUUACAAUAAUGCUACCCCCCUGCAUGCGCUUCAGCGUGGCCCAGCGCCCGUGGACUGUCCAAGUUGUGGCAGUCGUGAGAUGACGCGAGUGGUAGCGGAGGCGGGCAAUACCACACAUGCAUGGGCCGCGGUGACUUGCAUCUGCUGCUGCCUGGGAUGUAUUCCCUAUCUGAUGUCGUCGCUCAAGGAUGUGCACCACUACUGCGGAAAAUGUGGUGCAUUGCUGGCGACCUGGCACAAUAGCGGACGGACGGAUGUGCAUCAACACAACUGA
Messenger RNA from Aspergillus uvarum CBS 121591, 893 nucleotides. Its product is annotated as LITAF-like zinc ribbon domain-containing protein. The coding region runs from base 435 to 893 and encodes 152 amino acids. Lineage: Eukaryota; Fungi; Ascomycota; Eurotiomycetes; Eurotiales; Aspergillaceae. The transcript has 4 exons. The record is from RefSeq and is a predicted model, not a curated record. Gene Ontology annotation, molecular function: zinc ion binding.